This is a messenger RNA of Amyelois transitella, 3975 nucleotides long. Its product is annotated as mitochondrial genome maintenance exonuclease 1. Bases 155 to 1342 code for a protein of 395 amino acids. Gene Ontology annotation, biological process: mitochondrial DNA replication. The transcript has 5 exons. Lineage: Eukaryota; Metazoa; Arthropoda; Insecta; Lepidoptera; Pyralidae. The record is from RefSeq and is a predicted model, not a curated record. Gene Ontology annotation, molecular function: single-stranded DNA exodeoxyribonuclease activity. Gene Ontology annotation, cellular component: mitochondrion.
AGAAACUUCCUUCUUUCACCUUCAAUUUCAGGAAAUAAAGUGCAGUCAAAGAAUAAUUUGCAUUUUUUUAAAUAAAAAAAUCCUUGAAAUUUUGUCAUUUUAAUUCAUUUACUCGUAAUAUUGAGUAAAAAUCAAAAUUAGUCAAUCAGUAGGCAUGUUUCGACCGAUUUCAUCAAUCGGCCGGAGGAUUUCAUACGAAAGUCGAGCAAAACAAAUUGUCAGGAGCAAAGUGGUUCAUCCAGCUUCUAUCUUGAAACCGGCUGAAAAAAUUAAAUUAUACAAUAAAGAGAACAAAGAUCUGUUCGGCCCCUUGUUGGAGACAAACAAACAAAGAAAGAAGAGAUUGCAAACCGCUGCUAAAAAUAAAUCUCAUCAAAACAACAUCGAUACAAGUGAAAAUACGAAGUUAGAACACGCGAAAAAUGCAGUCGAGAAGUGCGUGCUGACUGGGUAUUCCAAUUUUGUUUUAUCUACUUCCAAAAUGUGGCAGAAUACAAGGAAUAGUGUCAAUUUUGUUGGUGUAUUAAUUAAUAGUUUACAAGUGAGGGGUUUAAAGACAUUUGUACCUAGAAAUGCAGUGAAGAGUUCUCCCGCCCAGCCAGGGUAUGCCAGUGAAGAUAGAAUCUUACAGAUCAAGCAACACCAGAAUGAUUUUGCUAAGCAGUAUCCUUCGGUAACGCUGAUAUUGAAUAAGACAAUGACAGAAGAAUCUCGGGCUGCUUUGGAGAAGUGGAAACAGGAGAGGAUUGCUGAAAUGGGUCAGGCUGAAUUUGACAAGUUUUAUGAAGCUCAAAUGGCAGUUGGCACCAAAUUCCAUAGCACUCUCAAGAACUACUUCACACAACCUCAAACACAAUUGCGGAUCGAGAAGGAAGUAGAAGGAGUGUGGGUGUCUGUCGCCGAUGUUCUCAAACAUAUAUCUUCACCAAAAGCGAUAGAAUCGAAUGUGGUACAUCCAGUUCUCAAGUACAGGGGGAUAUUUGAUGCCAUUGCUGAUUAUGAAGACAAACCCACCCUAAUCGAAUGGAAGAAAUCCGACAAGCCACGCAAAUCAAUAUCUCUAACAUACGACAAUCCAGUUCAAGUGGCAGCGUACUUCGGCGCAGUGUGCAACGACCUUAACUACAAACAUUUGAACGUUCGCGACGCACUGUUAGUCAUAGCGUACACCGACGGCUCUAAGGCGGAUGCUUACCAUCUCUCUACGGAUAAACUGAGAGAGCAUUGGGCACAGUGGUUGAUAAGAUUGGAGGAGUACAUGAAGAAACACGGGGCCAAUACGGAAAAGAUACUGAAAGGUGGGAAGCGAUUGUUCGAAGAGGAUAUUGGGAAUCUCCAGUAAUUUAUGCGGAGUUACUAUCAAACGAAGAUUGAUUUGGAUUAGAUGAGCUAAUGAAACUGCUCAAGCUCGCGAUGAAGAUAAGCGACCUAUUUUCAGUGUAAAAUGGCGCUAAGUUGUUGAAUCUGCUAUCUGUAAAAAGAGGUGUGAAAUGGUCAUCAAAUCUUUUGCCAGUUUUUUUUUUAAGAUAAUCGUUGCGAAAUGUUCUUUUAGUCUCAUUUAAAAUUGUAGUUUUUAUUUUUAUUGUAACCUAAACAUAUAAUAGUAAUAACACAAUUUUUGUUGCUGUGACAGAGAAAAAAAUUGUUUUUAUCUAGUGUGAUUCAAAUUGAAGCUAAAUCCAGAUGUUACGCUAUGGGAUACCAAGAAUGCCCUCAAAGGGUUGAAAUAUCUUGUCAUAUUAAUAAAUAAUAAAUAAGACAAAACAAAUUACUUUUAUCCAAUCUUUCUCCGUCAAUAAACACACAUUUUUUAUGCUAGGGAAUUUUAUGUCAAAUGUGCACGUCUAUUGUGUCUAUUCCUUACGGGUUAGACAGAGCCAACAGUCUCGAAAAGAGCAAGCUCAUCGCCUAAAAGAAUAAUACCAUGUUUAUAAAUCUGGCAAAAUUUAAGUGAUGUGAAACAAAAUUCAGUGAAUAAUGACUGUAGAAUUUACUAUCAGAACAAUAUUCAGAAAUGCUCAUUGGAUUACAAGCCGUAAAUUUACAGUCAAUGAUAAUUAUGUAUAAUUCCUUGCCGAAUUUAUUUAUGCUACAAACUUUCGUUUAAAUUGACACGUAACGAAAGUAAGUUUUUAAAAGUUAUUCAAAUGCCACAUUUAACAGAAAUGCAGACUUUUAUUGAUUAAGAGGUAUCACCGAAUAUGAAAGAGGCUUGUUGGAUGUCAAUACGUGAGGCUCCAGAAAUGAAAUAUAGGUACAUUCUCACAGAAAUUGAAAUAAUAAGAUGGUGUUUUUUAUAAUGAUAAAGCCAUAAAUGCUAGUUUAAGGAAUUAUCUAUUGUAUAUGUGUGUACGGGUAUCCAACUCCUCCAUUUUUAUGUAUAAUCUAGCCUUUGCAGAAGAACACCUUAUUAUUCAGACUUCUGUGAUGUAAAAUACUUAUAUUUAAUUACUGUAUAUAGUAUAAAAUGUAUUUUCUGUUAAUUGUGUCGAAUUUAUAAGUUUAUAUCUAAAUAAUGUAACUCUAAAAGCUUAAGAGGCCAAAUACAUUAUAUAAAUUGUUUUUUUUUACGAGAUGUCUCGAAUUAUGGUUUAAUAUCUUUAAAGAUAAUGUUAAUUGCGGUUUAUAACCAUAUUGACGCAUAUCCUUGUAUUACUUUUAUGUUAGCAGUGCUUGUUUGUUUCUGAACAUAAUAUUAGUACUUAUUAAAUUUCGAAAUAUAACCAUAUAUCUUACAAAUUUUCAUUGUACUCUUAGGUUAAGUUACAUUCGAUUCUCUUUAUUUCUAGUGUUAUACCAAAACAUAAAAUAUCAGCUAGUCAUUUAGAAACAUCCACCAAUAUUAUAAUGAAAUGCAGCUGUUUUAAAUGUUUUUCUUGAUAACUUCAUUUCAAUUUCCUUUUUUUCACAUUCAAUGUUGAAAGUAACUCAAUCUAUGUAAUUAAUAGAAGAGAUUGAUGUUGUUAAAGUUCGUAUUUUUCUCUAUUGCAUUACAAAUUCCGCGGGACAACAAUCGUCCUUGAAUAGCCUGGUGACCGUCACUUUAAAAAAAAAACAUUUCGGCAAAGAUACCCCGCAAGGUGUGACUAAAAUCUUAACUAGAACAAACAAUGAUGAAUGACUGAAAAAUAACGGCACCAUAUAAAUUAAUUACAUUAAUUUUAAAAUGUAUGAGCAUCUCACACGAUUUUUUUAAACAGUUAUAGGUAGAUAGUUCGAUACAUUAAACAUUUAUUACGAGAUGUUUUGCAAAGAAGCGUUACUUUACGCUAUCCAGGCAGUGCAGUUCUAUUCCAAUUAUUUUAAGUGAUUAUUAUAUCUUUGCGAAACAUCUUGUUAAAACUUACAUUUUGCAAUAUUCUGAGCCAUAUUUGUGGAAAUUGUAUUACAUAUUACCUAUAUCAGUUUGAGUUCUUUUGUUAAGGUUGAUAAGUACAACAAUUUUGUCAAUUCUUCAUGUAAAAAUUCUAGAUAUUUUGAUGCAGUUCUCUGUAACUGAAAAAUUACCAUUAACAUAUGUACAUUACCAUAGCUUCGAGGAAUCGUGGUUUCAUCCACUUCCCACGAGAGGCGCUUAGUAACACACCUAUAUAUUGAAAAUGUAUUGUAGGUGUGUAUACUUUUCUAUGUGACCCAUUUAAUUUUUAAAAAUGACUAGAUGCAUGAGCAAAAAUCGUUAUAGCCGUAUUUUAUUGUGCGCCACGCGUACAUCAAAUCGUCAUGUGAUGUCAGGCUAAGUCGAUAGAUGUCGUUUUAUAAGUUUACAACUUUGGUACAGUCGCUUCCAGAGAACCAAUGGUUUUCUUUUUUGUGUGAAGUUUGUCUGCAGGCGACAAACUGUCUUGGUAUUAUUUUAAAAAAUUUGGCAUGACUUCAAAGCUAAAAUAAGUACCGCUCCAAAACAAUAGAAACAAGGUCUGAUUUUUUUUUAACCGUUGUAUUUAUUUACUGUAAUAAAGCAUUAAAAAAAUUUAA